Molecule: messenger RNA, 206 nt
Organism: Entrophospora candida
Lineage: Eukaryota; Fungi; Glomeromycota; Glomeromycetes; Entrophosporales; Entrophosporaceae
Source: the annotation of a GenBank genome assembly
AUGUCAAACCAUCAAGUUAAAAGAGAUUCUGGUUUUUUCGAAAGUGAAGAUAUUAAAUUUUGUUUUAAUCCUACUACCCUUAUUACUUUUACCGACGUCGCCUCUACCGCACCUAUCACCAAACCUACUGCUAAUAAAACAAUAUUUUCAUCAUAUCUCGGUCUUUAUGAAAUUCAAUUAACCAAGAAAAAUUUCGAUAAAUUAUU